AUGGCAACUCGAAUAGAAAACAUCAGCGCAACUCGCACCCCACCUGCCGAGUCCCACCACCCCAACCUCAGCGCAACUCAGGCCGAAAAGCAAGUCGAUCUCUCAACAACAACCAAUGUCAACCUCUCCGACUCCCAAUUUACCAUCCCAGAAGGCGGUUACGGAUGGGUCAAUGUAGUAUGCAGCAUCUUCCUCAAUGCCGUAACCUGGGGAGUCAACACUACGUUCGGUGUUUACUUCUCCUACUAUCUCCAAAACGACUAUUUUGCAGGUGCGACUCCGAUGCGAUACGCCUAUGUCGGAGGACUCUCCGUAGCAUCAUGUAUGCUUGUUGCUCCGUUUGUGAAUUUGUUAUGGCGGUCCAGUGGAUGGUUUAAAACGCCGUUAUAUUUGGGGAUGAUUUUCAUCAGUCUCGGUCAGGUCGGUGCUGGGUUGUGUAAGACGUAUAUCCAGCUUUUGUUUACACAAGGGUUCGUAUUUGGAAUUGGGUUGGGGUUGACGAUGAUUCCAAGUCAGCCCUUGUUGAGUCAGUGGUUUAGGAAGAAGUUGAGUUAUGCUCAGGGGUUAGGCGCUGCUGGGAGCGGGUUGGGGGGAUUGGUGUUGGCAAAUACAACGAGGUAUCUCAUCGCAAACAAAUCGCUCGAGUAUGCGCUCAUUUGUAACGGGAUCGUAUCCUUCGUCGUCCUCCUUCCUUGCAUUACGCUGAUGAAGAGUACAGAACCGCAAACACUUCGGUUCAUCCCUUCGAAACACCGCAAGAUUUCCUCGAUAUCAGCAGGCACAACAGCAGCAAAGAUCAGAAAGAAUCCGCUCGAGCUCAAAUGGAUCGUCCACCCAGGCUACGCUUUCGUUUUGCUCUUUGGAGUGUUUUCCAUGAUCGCAUAUUUUGUCGCACUCUAUUCCCUCGCAGCCUUCGCAUCCUCUGGUCUGGGAUUGACGCAGAAACAAGCUUCGACACUACAAUCGAUCCUCGCAGCUGGACAGAUGAUCGGUCGCCCCCUCUGCGGAUUGUCGCUUGAUAUAUUCGGCAGACAUCCCUCCGUAAUCACCAUUCAGAUUUUGGCCGGGAUUACUUGCUUUGCUUUCUGGCUCCCCGCACGCUCGUUCGGGCUAUUAGUUGCGUUUGCCAUCACUCAAGGCUUGUUGGGUGGAACGGUCUGGUCGAGUGUCGCACCCAUCUCAGCAGAGGUGGUGGGGAUCAGAGACCUCCCCUCAGCCCUGGCAGUGUUCUGGCUGGCGAUGGUCUUCCCCAGUCAAUUCGGACAACCCAUUGCGGUAGCCCUGAUCAAUUACUCGAGAGAUCAUUUGGGAAGGCGAGGUGCGGAUACCUAUCUGAUUUCGAUCGGAUUUUGCGGUGCUUGCUUUGUGGUUAGUGGUGUAAUGCUCUGUUUUAGCUGGAUAUAUGUAAGAGCGAGGAAUAGGAAGGAGUUGAAGAGCGCUGUGCCAUGUGCAGAGCGACAAGUGUCGCAGCCGGACACGGUCGAAUCGGCGAAAACAUAG
Molecule: messenger RNA, 1500 nt
Organism: Ustilago hordei
Lineage: Eukaryota; Fungi; Basidiomycota; Ustilaginomycetes; Ustilaginales; Ustilaginaceae
Exons: 1
Coding region: 1-1500 (499 amino acids)
Biological process (GO): transmembrane transport
Molecular function (GO): transmembrane transporter activity
Source: RefSeq, a predicted model, not a curated record